Molecule: messenger RNA, 2614 nt
Organism: Myripristis murdjan (pinecone soldierfish)
Lineage: Eukaryota; Metazoa; Chordata; Actinopteri; Holocentriformes; Holocentridae
Product: phospholipid phosphatase-related protein type 3-like
Exons: 8
Coding region: 20-2614 (864 amino acids)
Biological process (GO): phospholipid dephosphorylation; signal transduction; phospholipid metabolic process
Cellular component (GO): plasma membrane
Molecular function (GO): phosphatidate phosphatase activity
Source: RefSeq, a predicted model, not a curated record
CGACUGGUCCCACCCCAAGAUGACAUCCCCCAAAAACAAAGCCAAGAAGAAACCACCCAAAGACAGCAUGACGCUGCUGCCCUGCUUCUAUUUUGUGGAGCUUCCCAUUGUCUUGUCCUCUCUGGUGUCCCUGUACUUCCUGGAGCUGACGGAUGUGUUGUCCCCGGCAAUGGUGGGUUUCCGUUGCCAUGACCGCGACCUCUCCAUGCCCUACGUUGAGACGGGCGAUGAGCUCAUCCCUCUCUUGAUGCUGCUGAGUUUGGCCUUCGCGGGGCCCGCGGCUUCUAUCAUGAUGGGGGAGGGCCUGAUGUAUUGCAUGCAGUCCAAAUUGAAGACUUGCCCCAAAUCGGAGACCAGCAUCAACGCUGGAGGCUGCAACUUCAACUCCUUUCUGCGCAGGACCGUGCGCUUUGUCGGUGUUCAUGUGUUCGGUCUCCUGGCAACAGCCCUGGUGACAGAUGUCAUCCAGUUGGCCACUGGUUACCACACCCCUUUUUUCCUCACCGUCUGCCAGCCAAAUUACACUGCCCCGGGAGUGUCAUGUGACAACAAUGCCUACAUCACACAGGACAUCUGCAUGGGGAAAGACCAGUAUGCCAUUAUGUCAGCUAGGAAAACAUUUCCAUCCCAGCAUGCCACGCUCUCUGGCUUCGCUGCUGUCUAUAUUUCCAUGUAUUUCAAUGCCAGUAUCAGCAGCACCACCAAGCUGCUGAAGCCCCUGUUGGUGUUUGCAUUCUGCAUGGCAGCUGGCCUCGCUGGGCUGACACAGAUAACUCAGCACCGCAGUCACCCUAUAGAUGUCUACGUGGGAUACCUCAUUGGAGCCGGCAUCGGAGUCUACCUGGCUGUGUAUGCAGUGGGAAACUUCAAAGCGUCAGAGGAGGAUGCUCCUCCCCCACCCCGACCAGCCUCAUCCCAGCAUAAGGACCAGCUGCGGGUGCUGAGCCAGCGGAGCCAUGACUCCCUGUACAGGAAGACUCCCAGGACUUCGGAGAGCAGAGAGGAGCUGGGUGCCAGUCUGGGGCCGGGGGGCCGCAGUAAAGUGAGGAGGGAGAAGGCGUCCCUUGCCUCCCUCAAAAGAGCAAGUGCCGACGUGGAGCUGUUGGCACCCCGUGGUCCCAUGGGCAAGGAAACCAUGGUAACCUUCAGCAACACCUUGCCCCGUGUUGCCAAUGGCAACAGUCCCAUCUCUCCCACAGAGGAGCCAGCAGUCACACAGCGUCACAUGACCUUCCACGUGCCCUUUGACCCCCAGAGGUCUCGGCAGCUGGUGUCGGAGUGGAAGCAGCGCUCGCUGGAGCUGCGUAGCCAGAGCUCCCGGGACGAGGAGGAGGGCAUGGACAAAAUUGACGGGAAUGACGGAGGAGAGGAAGGAGGAGCUGGGGGAGGAGAGGGAGAGCAGGGGAUGCCUUCCUCCCUCUAUCCCACGGUGCAAGCUAACAGGGUCACUGCCACACCGACUGGGGCCAGGGUGGUAGUGGCGCCCCCCUUGGUCCACAUCCCUGAGGAGGCCUCUCGGCCACCACCCGUCUCCCCCAAAAGCGCCAAAACCCGUGCCAAGUGGCUGUCGCUCACCGAGUCAGGAGGACCCAAAGAGCCAGGGCCCGGGCCCAUCGCCGUGUCGACUCCUCGUGUCCCCAACACUCUGCCCAGCCAGCCGCCCGGCCAGCCCAGAGUCAUGCAGGUGAUAGCCAUGUCCAAGCAGCAGGGUCAUGGACCAGUCACGUCGUCUUCAAAGACCUCAGAGGCCGGCUCAUCCUGCGGGGGUGGGUCUUCCAACAGCUCUGAGUCACCCUACUACAGGAUCCCCUCUGACCGAGACAGCUGCACCGGGAGCAACCCUGGCAGUGUCACCGGCAGCGUCACCGGAAGCGGGAGCAUCGUCACCAUCGACGCCCACGCCCCUCACCACCCGGUGGUGCGCGUGUCCGCCAGUAACGGGAAGCCGUGGGAGUGGAGGAACACCAUCAGUGGUAACAUGAUGAGCGGCGACGCGGUGGCCGAGAAACACCGGGGAGCGCUGCAGCGGCAGGACAAUGUCAGCCAGUACCGGGAUUACCGAACACUCCCGGUCAAAACGGACUCGCUGUGCUCCUCCUCGGCCAGUGGCGGUGGAAGCGAGUGUGACUCCUCGCAGCUACCUCCUCCGCCGCUCCCUUCCUCCUCACCGCUCCCUCCCCCGCCUCAGCUGUCGUCCUCCCCUCUCCCGCUGCUCCCUCACCCAUCCCCCUCUCACAUGCCUCCCCCUCCUCACCCGAGCUCUUCUCCUAUACCUCCCCCUCCUCACCACGCUUCCUCUCAAAUGCCCCUGCCUCCUCACCCAUCCUCCUCUCAAAUGCCCCUGCCUCCUCACCCAUCUCCCUGUCAGAUGCCCCCACCUCCUCAUCCAUCCUCUUCCCCUUUGCCUCCCCCUCCGCACCCCAGCUCCAUGCCCCUGCCUCCUCACCCGUCCUGCUCCAGUAUGCUCCCGCCUCCUCCCCACCCCGACUUACUGAUGGACAGUCACAACCAGACACUUUCCCGUACCUCCACCCUGCCUCGCCGCCCGUCCGCCCACAGCCACGCUGAGCAGGAGCACUACUACAAGGCCAUGCAGAACGAGAGGAUGUUAUAG